This is a messenger RNA of Rhineura floridana, 1965 nucleotides long. RefSeq names its product vomeronasal type-2 receptor 26-like. Lineage: Eukaryota; Metazoa; Chordata; Lepidosauria; Squamata; Rhineuridae. The transcript is spliced from 6 exons. Gene Ontology annotation, cellular component: membrane. The record is from RefSeq and is a predicted model, not a curated record. Bases 1 to 1965 code for a protein of 654 amino acids. Gene Ontology annotation, molecular function: G protein-coupled receptor activity. Gene Ontology annotation, biological process: G protein-coupled receptor signaling pathway.
AUGGCCUGCGAUGAAGCCAAAUGUGGGUACAACAGAAAGAGGCAGAGAAAGUCAUUUAUUUGCAGUGUGGAGACAAAGUUCUACCAACACAUCCUCGCCCUGGUGUUUGCCAUUGAUGAAAUAAAUGAGACUCCCAAAAUUUUGCCCAAUGUCACUCUUGGGUUCCACAUCUAUGUCAGCUACUCUGAUUCAAGGAUGACCUACCGUACCACUCUGGACCUGCUCUUUAAAUUGCAUCAGUUUGUACCCAACUACAAAUGUGGCAUCCAGAGAAAUGUAAUGGGAGUCAUUGGGGGACUGAGCUCUAUAACCUCAUCAUGCAUGGCAGACAUCUUAGGUCUUUACAAGAUUCCACAGAUUUCAUAUGGCUCAUUUGAAUCAACAGUGAGUUAUCCAAUGAAUUUCCUUUCAUUUUACCGCAUGGUCCCCAAUGAAAGCCUCCAGUAUCAAGGAAUCAUCAAGUUACUUCUGCAUUUCAGCUGGAAAUGGGUAGGUCUCAUUGCUAUGGAUGACGAAGGUGGAGAACGUUUCUUCCAAACCAUACAGCCGAUGCUUUCUGAGAAUGGAAUCUGUUCAGCAUUUACCCAAAGUCACUCCAAAGAACAUCAAGACUUCCAAGAAUUUCUUCAGAUUGUCAAUCCUUCUUGGGCAAAUGGAGAUAAUUUUAUCAAAGUUUUCUGGCAACAAGCAUUUGGGUGUUCAUUGUCAAACUCCACUGUAUCUACAUUCAUCGGUACCACAUGUACUGGAGAAGAGAUGCUGGAGAGCCUUCCUGCACCUUAUUUUGAAAUGAGCAUGACUGGCCACAGCUACAGUAUCUACAAUGCUGUCUAUGCUCAGGCACACGCCUUGCAUACCAUGUACUCAUCUAGUUCCAAACACAAACUGAUGGAGGUCAGGGGAAGACUGUCUCCCCGUAAUGUAGAACCCUGGCAGGUGCCACCCCUGUCUGUGUGUAAUGACAAAUGCCCUCCUGGUUAUGGAAAGAAAAAGAAGGAGGGAAAGAAAUUUUGCUGCUACGAUUGUGCUGCAUGCCCAGAUGGGAUGGUCUCAAAUGAGAAGGAUAUGGAAAUGUGUGUCAGUUGUCCAGAAGAUCAAUCUCCAAACAAAAGAAAGGAUCAAUGCAUUCCUAAGAUUCUAAACUUCCUUGCUUUUAAUGAAACUUUUGCCAUUGUUUCAAUUUUCUGUGCACUUUUGUUGACUCUGGUCACACUUUUGGUGCUUGGCAUCUUCAUUAAGCACCAGGACACUCCCAUAGUCAAAGCCAACAACAGAAGCCUCACCUACAUUCUCCUCAUCACCCUCCUCUUGUGUUUCCUCUGCUCUUUGAUGUUCAUCGGAAGGCCUAAUAAAGUGACCUGCCUUCUCCAACAAACUGCUUUUGGCACCAUCUUCUCUGUGGCCCUCUCCAGCAUCUUGGCCAAAACCAUCUGUGUUGUUUUGGCAUUCAUGGCCACCAAGCCAGGAUCCAAGAUGAGGAAAUGGGUGGGGAAAAGACUGGCUUAUUCCAUUGUCCUUUCCUGCUCCAGUAUUCAAGUAGGGAUCUGCACUUUGUGGCUGGCAACCUCUCCUCCAUUUCCAGAUUCAGAUGUGCACACCAUGACUGAUGAAAUUGUACUACAGUGUAAUGAAGGGUCAGUCCUCAUGUUCUAUUCUGUCUUGGGCUACAUGGGUUUCCUUGCCAUCCUCAGCUUCACUGUAGCUUUUCUAUCCAGGAGGUUGCCCGACAGUUUUAAUGAAGCCAAGUUCAUCACCUUCAGCAUGUUGGUCUUUUGCAGUGUUUGGCUGUCCUUUAUUCCAACUUACCUGAGCACCAGAGGAAAACACAUGGUGGCUGUGGAGAUCUUCUCCAUUUUGGCUUCCAGUGCUGGGUUGCUGGGUUGCAUCUUUUGCCCCAAAUGCUACAUUAUUGUUUUGAGGCCUGAAUUGAACAGCAGAGAGCAUCUAAUACGAAGACAAUUUUAA